UGCAGGUAUGUGAGCGGAACACAGGAAGCGAACGUUUUUCGGACUGCUCCGCAGAUGGUGCCGUCUGUUUUGCUUUAAUGUGACUGACUCCACCUGCUUGACCAGUCGACUAAUUUAAACCCAAGACGAAGAUAUCAGAAACGCGACACUUUGCUUUUUAACUGAUAUCUGAGAAGCCUCGGCUGAUAAAUCCGGAGCUUUAGUGCGAGGUUAGGGCGUGUUUGAGUCUUAACUGUUAGACAGACUGCCCCCUCCUCCUCCUCCUUCUUCUUCUCCUCCUCCCCACUGGAUGCUAACUCGGUCCGUAGAGGAGCAGACAAAGAUGGGGUGUACGCUGAGCACGGACGACAAGGCGGCGCAGGAGCGGAGCAAGAUGAUCGACAGGAAUCUGCGAGACGACGGAGAAAAGGCUGCCCGGGAGGUCAAGCUGCUCCUGCUUGGUGCUGGGGAGUCUGGGAAGAGUACCAUUGUUAAACAGAUGAAGAUCAUCCAUGAAGCAGGCUACUCAGAGGAGGAGUGUAAGCAGUACAAGGCUGUGGUCUACAGCAACACCAUCCAGUCCAUUAUUGCCAUCAUCAGAGCCAUGGGACGCCUGAAGAUUGACUUUGCUGAUCAAGCCAGAGCAGAUGACGCGCGGCAGCUGUUCGUCCUGGCGGGCUCAGCAGAAGAGGGCUUCAUGACCAGUGAACUGGCUGGGGUCAUCCAGCGGCUGUGGAAAGAUGGAGGAGUUCAAGCCUGCUUCAGCCGCUCCCGAGAGUACCAGCUCAACGACUCUGCAGCAUAUUACCUAAAUGACCUGGACAGGAUAUCCAACAGUGCUUAUGUUCCAACCCAGCAGGAUGUGCUGAGGACCAGAGUCAAAACUACUGGUAUUGUGGAAACACACUUCACUUUCAAGGACCUGCACUUCAAAAUGUUUGAUGUAGGUGGACAGAGAUCAGAGAGGAAGAAGUGGAUUCAUUGUUUUGAGGGCGUCACUGCCAUCAUCUUCUGCGUGGCUUUGAGUGACUACGACUUAGUGCUGGCUGAGGACGAGGAAAUGAAUCGAAUGCACGAGAGCAUGAAGCUAUUUGACUCCAUCUGCAACAACAAGUGGUUUACAGAGACCUCCAUCAUCCUCUUCCUCAACAAAAAGGACUUGUUUGAGGAGAAGAUCAAAAAGAGCCCCCUUACAAUCUGCUUCCCUGAGUACGCAGGCGCCAACACCUACGAGGAGGCCGCAGCAUACGUCCAGUGCCAGUUUGAGGACCUAAACAAGAGAAAGGACACCAAGGAGAUCUACACCCAUUUCACCUGUGCCACUGACACCAAGAACGUGCAGUUUGUGUUCGAUGCCGUCACUGACGUUAUCAUCAAGAACAACCUGAAGGACUGCGGUCUUUUCUAAAAGGCAGCUUGGUGUCCGGUUUAAUGAGUGACUUUAUUCAAGAGGAGUAGAGGAAGCUUGGACUGAUGUCACUUUUAACCUCUUAUUAACUUAUGUUCAUCUCUGAAAGUUUAAAAAUGGUGUGUAGAGAAAACAUUUUGUGUAAAAUAUUUGUACAACUGUCUAUGGCCAGGGAUUUUUUUCCUCUAUUUUUAAAAUGUGCUUCUUUUACCUUAUUUUUAUUUGUAUGUAAAAAGGGGGGCCUUUGCUUUUUCUUUUUUGUCUGUGCAUCACAUUUUCUUUUCUCUUUUGUAGUUGCUCAUGCCUUGCAUGCCUUAGUUGCAGUGUUUUUUCUUUAUUGUUCACUUGUUUAUUUAGAUGCCACCAUUUAACUCUUCUCGAGUCCCUUCAGUUCAUACUAUGUUUAUUUUUUUAAUAAUUCUGGCCACUUCACUGUUAUAUAUACAUAUUUUGCCUCCUUGUAUAAAACAAGCAAGACCAAUUCACUCUGAUGCUGACAUACUGUGAGAGCUGUGUGGAAACUGAUGUUUGGUUUUCAUGGGUGAUACGAGUGAUGUGUGUGUGUGUGUGUGUGUGUGUGUGUGUGUGUGUGUGCGCGCAAUAUAAAACAAAGGGACUUUAU
Molecule: messenger RNA, 2009 nt
Organism: Oreochromis aureus
Lineage: Eukaryota; Metazoa; Chordata; Actinopteri; Cichliformes; Cichlidae
Product: guanine nucleotide-binding protein G(i) subunit alpha-1
Exons: 10
Coding region: 290-1387 (365 amino acids)
Biological process (GO): adenylate cyclase-modulating G protein-coupled receptor signaling pathway
Cellular component (GO): heterotrimeric G-protein complex
Molecular function (GO): GTP binding; G-protein beta/gamma-subunit complex binding; GTPase activity
Source: RefSeq, a predicted model, not a curated record